Messenger RNA from Catharus ustulatus (Swainson's thrush), 2082 nucleotides. It is a transcript of the gene ACSL5, whose product is annotated as acyl-CoA synthetase long chain family member 5. Gene Ontology annotation, cellular component: endoplasmic reticulum; mitochondrion; membrane. The transcript has 20 exons. The record is from RefSeq and is a predicted model, not a curated record. Gene Ontology annotation, biological process: long-chain fatty acid metabolic process. NCBI's taxonomy places the organism in Eukaryota, Metazoa, Chordata, Aves, Passeriformes, Turdidae. Gene Ontology annotation, molecular function: arachidonate-CoA ligase activity. Bases 1 to 2052 code for a protein of 683 amino acids.
AUGAUCUGGAUACUUCAAGUAUUGUUCUCACCGCUCCCAACACCAGCAUUGAUCACUCUCAUUGCAUUUGGAGCUGCCAUCUUCCUGUGGGUGAUAAGCAGGCCAAAACCCAUUUUACCUCCUGUUGAUUUGAACAAGCAGUCAAUAGGAAUUGAGGGAGGAGCCAGAAGAGGUGCACUCUUGACAGAUAAUAACCUGCUUUCUUAUUACUUUGAAGAUGCUAAAACCCUGUAUGAAGUUUUCCAGAGAGGAGUGAGUAUUUCCGGAAAUGGUGGCUGUCUAGGCUACAGGAAACCCAAGCAACCUUAUCAGUGGCUGACAUAUAAACAGGUUUCAGACAGAACUAAAUACCUGGGAUCAGGGCUUCUGCAAAAAGGAUGCAAACCAUCAUCAGACCAAUAUAUUGGCAUUUUUGCUCAGAAUAGGCCAGAGUGGAUCAUUUCAGAGUAUGCCUGCUACACCUACUCAAUGGUUGCUGUUCCACUCUAUGACACUUUGGGACCAGAGGCCAUUGUAUAUAUUGUUAACAAAGCUGAAAUAAGCGUGGUGAUCUGUGACACGCCUGCAAAGGCAGAGGUCUUGCUUAAGAACUGUGAGGAAAAAAAGACCCCAUGUCUGAAGAUCAUUAUUCUCAUGGAUCUCUUUGAUAAAGAGCUCCAGGACAGAGGAGCUAAAGUGGGAAUUGAAAUUCUGUCACUGCAGGAGGUUGAGGAGCUGGGAAGAAACAACAUCAAAGAUCCAGUUCCCCCUAAACCUGAAGAUCUCUCUGUUGUGUGUUUUACAAGUGGAACCACAGGUAACCCCAAAGGAGCCAUGCUGACACAUCAGAAUGUUGUUUCAAAUGCUGCUGCCUUCCUUAGAUGCACAGAGAACACAAUUGAGUGUACAAGUUCAGAUGUUGCCAUUUCCUAUCUUCCUUUGGCUCACAUGUUUGAGAGAGUUGUACAGGCUGUGGUAUACAGCUGUGGAGCAAAAGUAGGCUUCUUCCAAGGAGAUAUCAGGCUGCUAACAGAUGACAUGAAAACCUUGAAGCCAACAUUAUUUCCAGUUGUACCAAGACUGCUCAAUCGAAUGUAUGACAAGAUCCAGAGUGGUGCAAACACCCCAGUAAAGAAUUUCAUGUUGAAAUUUGCUGUGUUUAUGAAGAUGGCUGAAAUAAAACAGGGCAUCAUUCGAAAUGACAGCAUUUGGGACAAGCUAGUCUUCAAAAAAGUUCAGGAAACCAUGGGUGGAAAAGUGCGUAUCAUGGUGACGGGUGCAGCCCCUAUAUCUCCCUCUGUCCUGACAUUUCUUAGAGCAGCAUUAGGCUGCCAGAUCUUUGAAGGUUAUGGCCAGACUGAAUGCUCAGCUGGAUCCACUUUCUCAAUGCCUGGAGACUGGACAACAGGCCAUGUUGGAGCCCCUCUGGCUUGUAAUAUCAUAAAACUAGAUGAUGUGGAAGAAAUGAGUUACUUCUCUUCUAACAAUGAAGGCGAGGUCUGCAUUAAAGGACCAAAUGUGUUCAAGGGUUAUCUGAAAGACCCUGAGAAGACAGCAGAAGCAAUUGAUAAAGAUGGCUGGCUCCACACUGGAGACAUAGGGAAAUGGUUGCCAAAUGGAACGCUGAAGAUCAUUGAUAGGAAGAAGAAUAUAUUUAAACUUGCACAAGGAGAAUACAUUGCUCCAGAGAAGAUAGAAAAUGUCUAUAUUGAAAGUGCUGCUGUAGCCCAGGUCUUUGUACAUGGUGAAAGUCUGAGGUCUUUCCUUGUAGGUAUAGUGGUUCCUGAUGCUGAGAUGCUUCCAGAAUUUGCAGGAAAACUGGGAGUAAAAGGUUCCUUUGAAGAGCUCUGCAAAAACCCUGCAGUGAAGAAAGCUAUUUUAGAUGAUAUGAUCAGACUGGGGAGAGAGGCUGGCCUUAAGUCCUUUGAACAAGUUAAAGACCUGUACAUCCAUACAGAGUUGUUCUCUGUAGAAAAUGGACUCUUGACACCAACACUGAAGGCAAAGCGAGGAGACGUUGUUAAAUUCUUCCAGAAGGAGAUUGAUGCCCUCUAUUCAUCAAGUCAGGAAUAAAUGACCAGUUUAAUUUAAACUGCAUGGAGU